GGCUCGGCCGGCGGGGAGAGCCUGCCCCUCCGGGCCGAAGCUGUGCCGUGCAAAAAGUUGCGGCGGCUGGAGAGCCAGCUGGGCGGUGCAGCGAGCAGGAGAGCGUGCUGCGGUACCUGGUAAAUCCGGUGGCUUCAGAGAAGAGCAGCCCAGUAACUCAGUACUUCCUUCUACCGAUAAGAUCUUCGCCUGCGCUCGUCACGGGUGGCGGCUGCCGCUGCCGCGCUUGGAUAGGUUUGAAGCUCCUCCCGAGAUGAGGCAGGGAGCGGGAGAGCAGCGAGGCGGGCGGCGGCGAUGAGCGGGGCCGUGCUGCUCUUCCCGGCCCCCUCCAUCCCGCGUAGCCCCGCGCCUUGCGUUGCUGGCGGAGCCGGCUGGGCGGCGGAGCCGCGGCUGGCGCCGACAUGGGAACCUUAGGGAAAAGGAGAGAAAAGCGGCAACCUUCCCAAGCAUGCAGCGCUGCCCCUGAAUCAGCACUUGAGCUGAAGCAGAUCAGUCACUGUCCCAGCCUCUCAAAUCUUACACAGGUCACGAUGGUGCCAUUGGGGCACUUAGCCAAAGGGGCCACUUUGGAAGAUCUUCUUGAAACCUGCAUUCAGUCUUUUGAUUUAGAAGGAAAUGCAUAUCAAAACAACCAGCUGCUAAAGAUAAUUCUGGCCAUGCAUCAGUUUGUCAUCUCUUCUGCAGACAUGCUCCAGAAACUCAUUGAUCUCUAUCUUACUGCUUUAGAAAAUAAAUCUUCCAUGCUAUGUGUAAAGAUAUGUUAUUUUGUGAGGUAUUGGAUUACAGAGUUCUGGGUUAUGUUCAAAAUGGACUCUAAACUAUCCACAACUAUGGAGGAAUUUCAAGAACUGGUUAAAGCUAAUGGUGAGGAGUUACACUGUCGUCUGAUUGACACAACUCAAAUCAAUUCUAGAGAUUGGUCUAGAAAGUUGACACAGCGUGUAAAGGCCAACACCAGUAAGAAGCGGAAAGUCUCGCUUCUUUUUGAUCACCUUGAGCCAGAGGAACUGUCAGACCACCUUACCUAUCUUGAAUUUAAGUCUUUCAGAAGAAUAUCAUUCUCAGAUUAUCAGAACUACAUUGUGAAUAGUUGUGUGAAGGAGAAUCCAACAAUGGAAAGAUCAAUUGCUCUUUGCAAUGGUAUCUCUCAAUGGGUGCAGCUGAUGGUUCUCAGCAGACCAACACCACAGCUUCGGGCUGAAGUGUUCAUCAAGUUCAUUCAUGUUGCACAGAAGCUCCACCAGUUGCAGAAUUUCAAUACGUUAAUGGCAGUGAUAGGAGGUCUUUGUCACAGUUCUAUUUCCAGACUCAAGGAAACAAGCUCAUGUGUUCCUCAUGAUGUAAUUAAGGUGUUUAAUGAAAUGACAGAACUGCUAUCGUCGUACAGAAAUUAUGAUAGUUACCGACGUGCCUAUAAUGAGUGCAGUAACUUUAAGAUCCCAAUCCUUGGAGUCCACCUGAAAGACUUGAUAUCACUUUAUGAGGGCAUGCCAGACUACUUGGAUAACAAAAAAAUUAACAUAAACAAACUAUAUUCUCUGUAUAACCACAUAAAUGAGCUGAUAAAACUCCAGGAAAUGCCACUUCCCCUGGAGGCUAAUAUGGACCUUGUUCAUUUGCUUACACUGUCCCUUGAUCUUUACUACACAGAAGAUGAGAUUUAUGAGCUUUCAUAUGCCCGGGAGCCACGAAGUCACCGAGCUGCUCCUUUGACACCUUCCAGACCACCAGUAGUUGCAGACUGGGCCUCAGGAGUGGCCCCAAAACCUGACCCCAAAACCAUCAGCAAACAUGUUCAGAGGAUGGUAGAUUCUGUCUUCAAAAAUUAUGACCAUGAUCAAGACGGAUACAUUUCCCAGGAAGAAUUUGAAAAGAUAGCUGCCAGUUUUCCAUUCUCAUUUUGUGUAAUGGCUAAGGACUGGGAAGGUCUGAUUAGCAGGGAUGAAAUAACAGCUUACUUUAUGAGGGCUAGCUCAAUCUAUUCCAAAUUAGGACUUGGCUUUGCUCACAACUUCCAAGAGACUACAUACUUGAGGCCUACUUUUUGCGACAACUGUGCUGGAUUUCUAUGGGGAGUCAUUAAACAAGGAUACAGAUGCAAAGACUGUGGAAUGAACUGUCACAAGCAAUGCAAAGACUUGGUUGUGAUAGAGUGCAAGAAAAGACCCAAAACAUCCAUUGCAGACAGCAGCCCAACAACUGCUCUUGCUUCAAGCCUCUGCCCAAUAGGCGUCAAAGAGCCAUUUCAUGGACAAGAAGAAGGACCAUUCACAUUUCCUAAUGGAGAAGUAGCGGAACACAAUGAAGAGAGCAAGGACAGAACCAUUAUGCUCAUGGGUUCCUCAGCUCAGAAAAUCUCAGUGAGACUGAAACCCGCUGUGGUUCAUAAAGGUACACAGACUGAUCCUAUACUGCUGGCUGGUGAUGUAUCUCGUAGGCAGUCAGAGAAGAAAGACCAUAAGAUGCCAGAAAAUCCUUAUCUCCAGACAGCUCCACCAUCCCCAUGUCCCAGCCCAAUUCUAGGCCGCAGAAAGGCAUAUGUUAAAUGGGAAAACAAGGACUGCAAACAGAAGAUGAAGGAGGAGCAUCACAGCUGCAAACCCUCAUACCAAGAACUGGAGCAGGAAAGAAAUAGCCUGAAGGCAGACAAUGAAGGCUUAAAGAUCCAACUGGAACAAGCACAUAAAACAAUUGAAUCUCUCACAAUCCAGAGAAGAAACCACGUGGUCGACCACCGACAACACCAAGACUGCUCCUAGCAGGCAAGAGAGGAAAUCUCCCAUGGAAGACUGAAGGAGGGGUUGUCAUAAAGCUGCUUUACCGAGUGAAUCUGAGAGAGAGUCUGAAGUACGUCGAACAGAAAUAUUCUCUUUACUCAAGAUUCCAUAUUAAAUACAAACUCCUAAGUGUAUUCAUCUAUUCCUUUGACUUUUCAAGGUAAUUUAGCAUUAUCUCUGCAAUGAAACUAGUAUCUUCCGAGUUUGCUUUUAAAAGGACAGACACUGUUGCUGAAGUUUCUGUUCAUGAUAAAGACCCAGCAGAUUCCCCAGUGACUUGGCUUCCAGCAGCACACCUUACCCCAUAAGUGUUCUGACAAAGUAACUAUACAUAAGACUCUGUUGCCUCAGAUUUUUCCCAAAUUGAGGCUACUGUUUAACUACUGAAAUAUUCCAGUAAUAUUCCUUCUCAUUCUGGCUGAAAACAAUUAAAGUCCUGAACUGUCAUCUCUAUUUACAAAGUUUAACAAUAAUAUUAAAAUGAGUAGUUUAUACAAUCACAGAAUGGUAGGGGUUUGAAGGGACCUUUGGAGAUGAUCCAGUCCAACCCCUCUGCAGAAGCAGGUCCAUCUAGAUCAAGUCACACAGGAACAUGUCCAGGCGGGUUUUGAAAACUUCCAGAGAAGGAGACUCUGUGCCAGGGCUCCCUCACCUGAGCAGAAGUAUUUUCUUAUGUUUCAGUGGAACUUGGUGUUCCAGCUUAAUCCCAUUACCUCUUGUCCUGUCACUAGACACAAGUUAAAUUAAUGCUAUUUGAAUAUCUUAACCAAGCCUAACCAAGGUUUUUUUAAACCCAUCUCAGAGCUUUACAAGUCCUGCUGCUCAAAUGCUUACCUUUGUUAAGGUAAAAAUUGAUGAGCCUGGGGAGAAGUGACAUUGAAUACUGCUUCCACUGUUCUCAUUCCAUGCCACAGCUUGGAACACUCAGCCCUACCUACUUGGCUUAAAGGAUAACUUGUUGUCUACAUACAGUACAUAUGGGACAAGGCUGAUUAUUUUUCCCUCAGGUCAGACUGAAUGCUGUUGUUGAGUAGAACCUUGAGGGCCAUAUUAGGAGGGUAAUACAGUAAUUCCUGUGUGACAGUUACUGUAUUCCAGAGUUAACAUCUGUUUGAACCAAGGUCUCUCCAUUUUCUUUCUCCUAGAUUUCACAUGCACUUUAGGUAAAGAGUCAAAUGGAGUGUGCUCUUAUGUGUGUAAAUUUUGUACAGCAAAAGGUGUUACAGCAGUAAUGUGGUUUUCUUCAAGCUACAAAGUGUACAUAUUGUCAAGAAAUAAAUCUUUCAAGUUACUGAUAAAUGAAAUGUACUUGUCAGAACAGCCAAUUUGAAAACUGCAUUUGCAUUCCAAGAGAAUCUGUGUAUUUACAGCUGUAUAAAACUUGCUUGUGUUUAUCCCCCCCAGGGUUUGUCAUCACACAUCUGAACACCAGAAACUUAUGACUUGGAUAUAUUUAUCUAGAAAGUCCACUUAAUGCUCCUCAAACUUGUACAUCACAAGUCCAUUAGCAAUUGAAAUUUAGUCAGCCUAUUUCAAGAGCAUGUGUGCUUUGUCUUCAAAGUGGUGUAAAUGUACUUUCCAUCCACUAUUUAAAAUUAUUAUCAAGUAUAGGAAUGCUUUAUCUAUAAAAAGAAGUCCAUUUGAAGCUACUUAGCAGUCUAGUGACUUGUUUUGAACUUGGAUUGUGCUUGCAUCUUCAUGUACAAGUAAAAUCAAAUGGAGGGAAAUAGCAGCACUAGUAGGUCUUCUGUUACCUUACUGUAAACACCUGAAAGGCAAAGGCCAGGAGCCAGGAGCUGUGAAGAUAAUGCAGCUUUUUUACCUCAUACACUAAACCUGAAAUAUUAACAACUAACAUGGAAUUGCACUUUGAUCAAAGAAACAAUCUCAGUGGAUUUCAGGUCAUGUUUGUGAACUUGCUUUGCCUAUUUUCUGUAAGCUUCUUACUUCAAGGAACUACAGCAAUAGGAGCUAUAGCAUAUUUUUAACAGAUAUUUAGUGAAUAAAAUGUUUCUGCAACAAUUAAAACAAACGAGAUAAAAGUUGUAUAUAUUUUCACAUAUUUUGAAGAUACACCAAAAGAGAAGCUAGGACCAAUAAAUCUUGUGCAGCUAAGAGAACUGCUUGCUUGUUGUCUAAGCUCUGGAUUCUAACAGAAUUUGUGUAUACGCAUAUACUUUGUGCUGCAGGCUGAAGGUUGAGAACAAACCCUUACUGAAAAAGAAAAUGCCCUAGCAUCAGCAGCUGGCCCAAGGCUACUGUUACUAGGUUAAGAGUUCAAAGUUACGACCCUAGAUUUGUACAGCCUUAAGUGCUAACUUAGUGUUUCUCUCUGUUGCCUUUUUGCUCUACAAUGUGAAAUCACUUAGAAGAGAUCUGUUUGCAGGAAUGUCUUACAGAACAAACCUGUGGUGCUUCAAGAAGUCAGUUGAUACCUGGAAAACUUCAGACCUCUCAAAAGUACCUUCAGCUUCUGUUUCCCAAAGCUUCUUACAGUUUUUUGUUUGUUUUGGUUUUUAUUCUUUUUAUUCUUUUCAAAUGGUUUUAGUCCCUUCUUAAUUCUUUUGGGACUUCCCUUUUGUUGCAUGCAAGACUAAUGGCAGAAACUGACCACAGUGAUACUGCUAAAACUGACAAAGCUACUGACAAAAAUCAGUUACAUCAUAUUAAUUAUCUCCAAGCUGCUUUAUGCUAGGAAAAAACAUACCAUUAAAGUACCAAGUGCAGUUUAAAAGCUAUGUUAGCAAACAUGGAUAUUGAAGUUUAUCAUGUCAGAGCUAGUUUAAAAGAAAAGCACUCACCUUAAUUCCUUCUCCAGGCUCAGCUGUGUUUCUGUGUACUUAGAAGAAGGAAAAAAACAAAUGUGUGCGCCUCAACGCCCCCUUUGUUUUUUAAGGGUGAGUUCUGAUCAUUUAAAGAUAAAAGUAAAUAGGUUGUGAUAUUACUCAUUAACAAGGCAGAGCUAUUGUUCAUAUUCAGGUUAAACCCAACUGCCUUUAAAGUAGCCCACUUAUGGUUUUGGAAAUACGUUUUUGUUUCAGUAGCAAUCUUGUUAUUU
This is a messenger RNA of Colius striatus (speckled mousebird), 5835 nucleotides long. It is a transcript of the gene RASGRP1, whose product is annotated as RAS guanyl releasing protein 1. Gene Ontology annotation, molecular function: calcium ion binding; guanyl-nucleotide exchange factor activity. Gene Ontology annotation, biological process: positive regulation of GTPase activity; Ras protein signal transduction. The record is from RefSeq and is a predicted model, not a curated record. The transcript has 17 exons. The coding region runs from base 402 to 2759 and encodes 785 amino acids. Gene Ontology annotation, cellular component: plasma membrane. Lineage: Eukaryota; Metazoa; Chordata; Aves; Coliiformes; Coliidae.